UUCAGUGUCAGAGGCAGGGCUGAGUCAGCCCGCAGGAAUUAGGAAGUGUGUGUUUACGCCUGAUUCAACGCUACAUACGACAGCGAGCAGGAACAGAAAUGUCAGCAUCUGCUACACAGUCAGAGCUGAGGCUGGUGGUGCUGGGCCGGAGUGGGGCAGGGAAGAAGACUGCAAUAUGCAAAAUCCUCGGCCUGCAAGACUACCAGCAGGACACAGAUGAUGAUGCUGUCCAGGAGUGCAGCAAACACAGAGGGGAAGUCGCGGGCAGACAGGUGGUGAUAGUCUCUAGUCCAGCCUGGUACGGUUCAAGUUGUAACUCAGAGGAAAGAAGAAAUUACAUUUCUUCCUUCAUUGCCUCAUCCAGCCCUGGACCACACGCCUUUCUGCUCUGUGUCCCAGCAAACCAGCCGGCUGAUGAAGAGGCCAAGGCACUGGAUGUCCUGAAGAAGCUCUUUGGUUCCUCUGCUGUAAGCAGAAAUACCAUCAUACUCUUCACCCACACAGAUGUGCUGGAUGAGGACGAGCAGCUGGAAGAAUACCUCGUCACAUGGCGAAAGGACCUAAUGGAGCUGGUGGAGAGAUGUGGAGAGCGCUACCACACCCUGGAAGCCCGCAGUGGAGAACAAGAUGGAAGGACAUCGGUGGAGGAGCUGCUGGAGAAAGUCGAGCAGGCAGUUAUGAAGAGUGGGGGUUUACAUUUUAGCUGCCCUCUGUACCAGGAGGCUGAGGAAAGGGUGAGAGAGAGGCAGGCAGAGAUAGUGAGACAAAGAAGAGAGGAGCUGAAUGACCAGGUGUCUCCCACAGACUCCCAACUGGAGAAUGAGGAAGAAUUGGAAGAGGUCCGGGAAGAAGCAGAGAGGAGCAUAGGUGACCUGAAUGUGGAUGUAGAUAGCAUUUUUCCCUCUACUGAUGUUUCACCUUCCACCUCUGCUCCGUCUUUCCUCGGGGGCUUGUGGGAAAAGCUGACUGGGUGGAUUAGGUGGCUGUCCUCUCUGGUGAGAAGGGAGUCGCUGCUGGGGUCACUGGUCGGCCUGUUCGUGGGAGGGACGUAUGGAGGUAUGGUUGGGGCCACUGUGGGGUCUGUGGCUACUGAAGUGGGGCGAAGAAAAACAGAGAAAACUAAAUGAGAAGCAAUCUCAUGUUUAAGUUGCACCUUAAAGCCACUCUACUGUGUUCCACAAACCACUGUAUUACUGGGCUGUGGGCUUACCCACUAACACAAAAUAGCAUGUUUCCCUGAUUACAAAUAAUGCUUUAUAGAUCAGUUUUAACCCAUAAAUAAGGACAAUUUAGGGUUUGCUGGAUUUGAAAAAUCUUUUGGCUGGUAUGUUCUCAAAUGUAACUGCCGCUGUCUUUUUUGCUAGCUUAGUAUUCAAUAUUGUCGGCAUGACUCAGAUCUUUGCCUCUUUCUGUACUUCAAGUACAUGAAGACGCCAUCUCGUCUGUAAACAAACCACUGAGUGGUAGCGAAAACUUGUCUUCCAUGCAAACUGUUUUAUUUGAGGGGUGGCUGGUUCUGUCCAACUUGCCUUUCCUUUUAGCUCUAUUUUUGAUCUCCAUCAGCUUCUGAGGAAAAUAUCAAACUUUUAAGCUGCUGUGUUCACAAGCUAGUUUCUGACUUUGCUGUGUUCGUUUGUGUUUUCCCCUCCCUUUCCCCUCCCUUCCUCUGUCAAUGAAAAAAGUCAGCGAAAACGUAAAAAUCAACAAGCUUAAAAGAGUUGACAUAGAAUGCAGAGCUAGCGCUACACUAGCUCGUCAAACUAACUGCAUCUAAACCCAUUACUGUGAAAAUUUUGAAUAUCCUUUUAACUUUCCUAUAAAAAGGAUAUCAUACAACAGCCAAAUCGAUUAUUCAUAACCUUGCAAGCAGCUCGUCCUUAUGAGUGGACUAUUACUGAUCUCUAAAGAAAUUAUUUAUCAUUAAGUAACAACUCCUGAACCUGUUUUAUGCUUUUCAGAGAGGGCACAGGGAAGGCUUGAAACACUUUUGUUAGGAGGCAAUACCAAGAAGAAUCCACAAGGUGGUGACAUUGACCUUUAUAUAGAAGUUUGAAGUUUUCUGAGGUGAACUGAAAGAUAAUCAUUUACUGCCUACCAAGCAAAUAAAAGCUGCUGUUUUAAGUACA
Molecule: messenger RNA, 2126 nt
Organism: Pundamilia nyererei
Lineage: Eukaryota; Metazoa; Chordata; Actinopteri; Cichliformes; Cichlidae
Product: GTPase IMAP family member 7
Exons: 3
Coding region: 99-1127 (342 amino acids)
Molecular function (GO): GTP binding
Source: RefSeq, a predicted model, not a curated record